AUGGCUUUAUCAAAACCUAUUAUGAAUCUCGUAGCUUCAUAUUUACAAAAUCUAUACUUGCAUCCGAUUAAGACGAAAUCUAUCACAAGUUGUGUUGUAGGCUGUGCUGGAAGUAUUGCAUCACAGGUUGUUGCUGGGGAGAGGUUGAAAGUAGAUCCAAUUCUGGCCUUUGGACUUUACGGAUUAAUUUUUGGUGGGACCAUCCCACAUUACUUCUACGAGCUUAUUGAAAGACUGUUUCCACAUGAAGCGACAGCAUUCCCUCUGGCUAAAAAGCUAAUUUUUGAAAGACUAAUCAUUGCACCUAUUAUGCAAGCGUUUUCCUUGUAUACGCUAGCCCGAUUCGAAGGCAAAACCCAUAAGGCAGCAGUGAAACAGUUGUACACACUCUAUUUGACUGUCUUAGAAGCCAAUUGGAAAUGGCUCACAUUAUUCCAAGUUAUCAACCUAGCAUUUAUUCCACCCAUGCUCCGAGUUCUCUUCAUGAAUUUUGUAGGCUUCGGUUGGGCAAUGUUCAUCGCGUCAAAAAGAAGACAAAGUAACAAGAAGGAAUCACCCUAA
Molecule: messenger RNA, 561 nt
Organism: Leptosia nina
Lineage: Eukaryota; Metazoa; Arthropoda; Insecta; Lepidoptera; Pieridae
Source: the annotation of a GenBank genome assembly